UCAUAUUGUGUUAGCAAAUGGAAAUGGAUUAUUAAAACCCAGCUAAAAGAUGCCCACUACACCCAAGUCUGCCAUAAUCAUCUCAGAGAGCAACAAACCAGGCCAGAAAAUGAAUUCCAACAAGAAAAAGAAGACAAUUCAAGAAAAAGUUCCUGUUUAUGAGGCGGACAUCCCAGAGCCAACAUGCAGAGUCGAGCUAUUGAAGUACUGGAAGAAUUUUUCUUUGGAUGAUAAGACUGCCAACAAGCUUUUGUGGAUUUCCGACAAUGGGUCUAAAGUGUUACGUAGGACUGAGGAGGUUUGUCCUGUCCUGGAUAGAUCAGAGAGAUACGAGUACUCUCCACAGGUUUUGUGCAAAGAGUCUAUUUGGAACAUGAGGGCUUAUUGGGAGGUGGACUACGACGGGUGGGUGGCGAUCGGAGCCACCUAUGAAGGAGCAGCAAGGAGAGCAAACUCCGGGCAGAGCGGCCUGGGGGAGAAUGAAGAGUCCUGGGGUCUGUGUUGGUCAGGCACACGAUACCAGAUCUGGUUCAACAGUGUAAAUGAAGACAUAUUAGAUAUCCCGAACAGCUCCACCAUUGGAGUUUACGUGGACCAGCCUGCAGGGAUUAUCAGCUUUUAUGUUGUGACCGGUGAGGGGCCAGAAAAGGAGGUCAAGCUAUUGCAAAAAAUUACCACCACUCUUAAGGAAAAUAUUAUUCCAGGUUUCUGGAUGGGAAUGCAGUCCUCAUGCACAAUAGUGAAGAGACCAGAAUGAAUUGCUAAAGCUGAAACUGAGCAAAUUCAUUGAUGACGUCAACGGUUUUGAUACUUAAAUGUCAACUGUUGCACAUAUUCCUGUACAUCUUAUUUUAAUACCUUAAAGGUGGGGUAUGUCAUUUUGGAGAAACCAGCUCGAGUGCGCUAGAAUUUGAAAGUACACAACCGGAAAAA
Messenger RNA from Gymnodraco acuticeps, 933 nucleotides. Its product is annotated as tripartite motif-containing protein 16-like protein. Bases 50 to 757 code for a protein of 235 amino acids. The transcript is spliced from 5 exons. Gene Ontology annotation, molecular function: protein binding. NCBI's taxonomy places the organism in Eukaryota, Metazoa, Chordata, Actinopteri, Perciformes, Bathydraconidae. The record is from RefSeq and is a predicted model, not a curated record.